Molecule: messenger RNA, 1941 nt
Organism: Miscanthus lutarioriparius
Lineage: Eukaryota; Viridiplantae; Streptophyta; Magnoliopsida; Poales; Poaceae
Source: the annotation of a GenBank genome assembly
AUGGAGGUCAGGGGGCUGGGGCAGCUCCUGGCGGCGCUGGCCGCGGCGUUCUUCGUCCGCGCCAUCGCGGGACCCGGCCCCGCCCUCCUUCCGCCGGCGGAGGACGACGCGGAGGCCGGCGAGGGAGGUGGCGGUGGCGUGCCGCCCGUGACCAUCCGGUGGGCCCGCAUCACCUGCGCGUUGAAGAACAAGCGCGGGGAAGUGGCAAGGUUUCUGCUGUCAAAUGUGUCAGGGGAGGCGAAACCGGGGAGGCUGUUAGCACUCAUGGGACCAUCGGGCUCUGGCAAAACAACUCUGCUCAAUGUGCUAGCACGGCAGCUCACGGCAUCGUCUUCCUUGCACCUUUCCGGGUUUCUGUAUGUCAACGGUCAGACUAUCUCGAAGGGCGGAUAUAAAAGAGCUAAUGACUACUUUCUUGCGCAGGAUUGCUUUUGUGAGGCAGGAAGACCUGUUCUUCUCACAGCUUACGGUAAAAAGCGGGAGGCGCUGUCACUUGCUGCUGAGCUCCAGCUUCCUGACUUGUGGGCUCCUGAGAGGAAGGAGAGAUAUGUCAAUGAUCUUUUGUUUCGUCUGGGGUUGGUCAAUUGUGCUGAUUCUAUUGUUGGUGAUGCAAAAGUUCGUGGAAUAAGUGGGGGUGAGAAGAAGCGCCUCUCGCUUGCAUGUGAAUUGAUUGCUAGCCCUUCAGUGAUCUUUGCGGACGAACCAACAACAGGCCUUGAUGCCUUCCAAGCUGAGAAGGUCAUGGAGACUCUUCGUCAACUUGCUGAGGAUGGGCACACUGUUAUCUGUUCGAUACACCAGCCAAGAGGUUCAGUCUAUGGCAAAUUUGAUGACAUCGUACUACUGUCAGAUGGAGAUAUUGUAUACAUGGGGCCUGCAAAAGAAGAACCUCUAACAUACUUCGCAUCAUUAGGGUAUCAGUGUCCAGAUCAUAUGAACCCUGCUGAGUUCUUGGCUGAUCUCAUUUCCACUGAUUAUGGCUCAACUGAAAGUGUACACUCAUCACAGAAAAGGAUUGAGAACCUCAUUGAGGCGUUUUCUAACAAAGCUCUGCUCACUGAAGGUAACAGUUUAAUUACAACUCCAAACAAUCCUGAAUUGUCUGUCAAACUUGCUUUUCGUGAUGGACCAACAAACAAAGUGAGAGCACGAAUGUCUGUUGCUUCAGCAGUUAUAUUUGGAUCUGUGUUCUGGCGAAUGGGAAAAUCUCAAACAUCCAUACAAGACAGGAUGGGACUACUUCAGGUGGCUGCCAUAAACACAGCAAUGGCUGCACUGACAAAGACUGUGGGAGUUUUCCCAAAAGAACGGACUAUAGUUGACAGAGAACGAGCAAAAGGUUCCUAUGCACUUGGACCAUAUCUUUCAUCUAAGUUGUUGGCCGAGAUUCCCAUUGGAGCAGCAUUUCCAUUGAUAUUUGGAUCAAUUCUCUAUCCAAUGGCUAAACUUCAUCCAACAUUUUCUAGAUUUGCCAAAUUCUGUGGUAUUGUGACUGUUGAGUCAUUUGCUGCAUCAGCGAUGGGUCUCACUGUUGGAGCAAUGGCUCCUACAACUGAAGCUGCAAUGGCUCUUGGGCCAUCCCUUAUGACAGUGUUUAUUGUAUUUGGAGGAUACUAUGUUAACCCUGACAAUACUCCAGUCAUAUUUCGUUGGAUCCCAAGAAUAUCUCUCAUUAGAUGGGCCUUUCAAGGGCUUUGCAUUAACGAGUUCAAGGGUCUGCAAUUUGAGCAACAACAUUCAUAUGACAUUCAAGCGGGUGAACAGGCCUUGGAAAGGUUUUCAUUGGGAGGAAUUCGAAUCGCAGACACGCUAGUUGCACAGGGUAGGAUUCUGAUGUUCUGGUACUGGUCAACCUACCUUCUUCUGAAGAAAAACAGACCAAAGUAUCAGCCGCUCCUGCCUCCAUUGGAAGAAGAUCAAAAUAAGCAGCAGGUGGAAUAA